UCAACUGAUUUUUGGAAAAUAAAACAUAAAUUUUCUUGUUAUUUUUUUAAAACUCUUCAUCAGCUAUUUCUAUGUAACAUUUCAAUCAGAUGCAAAACUCAUACGCAGAUGCAAGAGAUGCAUACCGAAUCAAAUAGCGAUUAUGUAAUCGGUAGAAACUAUCUUCAUGCUGAAAACAUUGACAAUUUAUCUUGGAGCAAUUUUUUUAGCAAAUUAGAUUAUUAAUGACUGACUUCUGAGAUAAGUCCAAAAAUAUAAAAUUUUGUUAAACGUACUACAUGCGCACUUACUGAUUACGACACGUAUCAUCGUUAAUACUACUGAGCGUUUCUCCCACUCCAAUGUCACUUCUGUCACAAUAAGAUUCGCGCUAUACGUAUACGUAUUUAUAACGUUCUACGCCGUGUCCGACGAAGCAUCUCUGUUGAGUCUAUUAUACUGUGAUAUCGCAAAAUGGAUUGGUCGUGGUUUUCGACGCCUUUUGGGCUGUUACUGACCACUCUGAUCGUCAUCGUGGUCUCGAAAGUUAUCGCCACGGUGAAACGUAUAUAUUUCUAUUGGAAAGGUAAAGGCAUACCUUACAUACCAAAUUCGUUAUCGUCUGCCAUGAUAGGCUGGAAAAUGUUGGCUGGUCGCUUGCAUUUCACCGAAUGGAGCGAUUAUUUGUAUUAUUAUUUCCCGAACGCUAAGUACAUUGGAAUGGUGGAUGUCGCUACGCCUGCCAUAUUUCUGCGCGAUCCUGAAUUGAUUAAAGAUACCAUGGUGAAGGACUUCGAGCACUUUCAAGAUCAUCGCGCGUUCGUUGAUGAGAAUCUGGAACCGCUGUUCGGCAAGGCCGUGUUCUUCAUGCACGGAGAUCGCUGGAAAGAAAUGCGGAACGUACUAAGCCCUUCCUUCACCGCCAGCAAGAUGAAGCUUAUGUUCGACUUGAUAUCGGAAUGCGCUCAUGAAUUCACCAACUAUUUUGUCGAACAUCCGGAGCUCUGUUCUGAUGUCGAACUAAAGAAAACUUUCAGGCGUUACACCAACGAUGUGAUCGCCACAGCGGCCUUUGGUCUGAGUGUGAAUUCUAUGAAAGAGCAGGACAAUGAGUUCUACGCAAGAGGAAUAGAGGCUACCAAGUUCUCGAAUGGGUUUCUCAUGAUGCUCAAGUUCAUACUUCUACGCUCGUUUCCAAAGUUUUCGAAAAUGAUCGGUCUGACGCUCUUCUCAAACGAGACAUCCACGUUUUUCAGGAAGAUCGUGGCGGAUACCAUUAAAAUGCGGGAGGAAAAAGGUAUUGUCAGACCAGAUAUGAUUCAAUUGCUAAUGCAGGCUCGGGAGAAGGAAGAUGCGCAGAUGACGUUAGAUGGCAUCGUUUCGCAAGCCUUCGUCUUCUUCUUUGCCGGCUUCGAGACGUCCGCGACGCUGAUGUGCUUCGUUGCACACGAAUUGGCAGUUCAUCAGGAUAUUCAAAAUCGUCUACGCGAGGAGGUAAAGCAACAUCUCGCCGAAGGAAACGGCAAGAUCUCUUACGACUCGCUGUCGCAGAUGUCUUACAUGGACAUGAUAGUUUCCGAGGCUCUCAGAAAAUACGCUCCAACCGUUCUUCUCGAUAGAGUUUGCACCAAGAAAUAUGAACUGCCUCCUGCACAACCAGGCUGUAAGAGUCUAACUAUUGAACCUGGUACCAUAAUAAUGUACCCUGCUUACUCUAUACAACGCGAUCCAAAUUACUUCCCGGAUCCGGAAAAAUUCGAUCCUGAAAGAUUCAGCGAUGAGAACAAAGACAAGAUUGUACCGUACUCUUAUCUACCAUUCGGUUUGGGGCCUAGAAAGUGUAUUGGCAAUCGAUUUGUCCUCAUGGAGACAAAGAUUCUAUUAACUCAUCUUUUACAAAAGUUUACUCUAAAGACUACGCCGAAGACCGCCGAACCAAUCACAUUUAACAAAAAGGAUUUUAUGUUGCAACCUGUUGACGGAUUCUGGAUUCGUUUGGAGAAGAGAGAAACGUAAAAUUUUGUAUUACAUAUUGUAACAUGUUAUUUUAUUAUAGUUAUAUGUUCGGAAAAAUAUCGCUUUAUUUUUAGCUUUCAAAAUAUUUGAUGUAUACAUCACUUUUGAAAAUAAUUGUUAUAAGAUUUAUUUGCAAUAUGUUAUGUCAUCGUAUAAGAUAAAGUAUAAUCAAAGUUAAUAACAGAUCUUGUUAAUAACAAAAAAAAGAUUAAAUACCAAAUUAAUUCAUGUAAACACUGACUCUUGACUUAUAUAUAUUUUCGAGUCCACUGGCGCUAAUCAUAUUGAAUGACUUUUAUAACUGUAUCUAUUCUAUUUAUCAAGCAGCUUAGUAGAAAUGGCAUUGUUAAAUAGAGUUUAUUGUUAAUGCUUUAUAUAAAAGAAUGUCUUUUUUAACGCGCAAAUGUGUUUUGCAUUUCUUUGUUUUAAAGAUAAGUUUCUUUUUUUUAAAUCAGAUUUAUUCUUUGUAAUUUGUCGUAAAAUUACGUGUGUUUUGUAUAAUAUCAUAAUUUUAAAUAAAUAUAACAUUGAUA
Molecule: messenger RNA, 2528 nt
Organism: Pogonomyrmex barbatus (red harvester ant)
Lineage: Eukaryota; Metazoa; Arthropoda; Insecta; Hymenoptera; Formicidae
Product: cytochrome P450 9e2 pseudogene
Source: RefSeq, a predicted model, not a curated record